AUGGCGGCUCCUCGUCACAAAUCACAACAGAAAAACAUUUCUUCGAUAUUUUCGAAGUUACAUGGAGCGUUUUCAGAUGCGGUAUGCCCCACAAAGCUUGCAACCGAUAAGAGGACUUUAGAUAAAACUUGGAAACUAAUGGAUAAAGUUGUGAAACUGUGUCAACAUCAUAAGAUGAACUUGAAAAACAGUCCACCAUUUAUCCUGGAUAUUCUACCGGAUACAUAUCAGCGGUUACGCGUUAUAUACUCGAAAUACGAGGACAAUAUGCAGGCGUUGAACAGUAAUGAACAUUUUAACAUAUUUAUUAUUAAUUUGAUAAGAAAAUGUAAGCAAGCCAUUAAGUUGUUUAAAGAGGGAAAAGAAAAGAUGUUUGAUGAGAACUCUCACUAUAGGCGUAACUUGACGAAGCUUAGUUUAGUGUUUAGCCACAUGCUGAGUGAGUUAAAGGCGAUGUUCCCUAAUGGGACGUUUGCUGGUGACCAGUUCCGCAUAACUAAGAGUGAUGCUGCAGAGUUCUGGAGGAACAACUUUGGAAACAGGUAA
Messenger RNA from Arctia plantaginis, 546 nucleotides. The record is from the annotation of a GenBank genome assembly. Lineage: Eukaryota; Metazoa; Arthropoda; Insecta; Lepidoptera; Erebidae.